Messenger RNA from Jatropha curcas, 243 nucleotides. The record is from RefSeq and is a predicted model, not a curated record. Lineage: Eukaryota; Viridiplantae; Streptophyta; Magnoliopsida; Malpighiales; Euphorbiaceae.
AUGUCCGGAGCACAAGGAGCGCAGCCGAAAGGGUCGAAGACGGCGACGACAUAUGAAUCGGUGGAGGGAGGAGAGAAUAGGACGAAGACGGAGCUACGUUCAUUGGAGGAUGAAGGGAUGAUACAGGGUCGACAACUACAGGAAAAGGUUCCUGAUUGCGUUGGGAAAGGUGGCCCUGUUGGCGUGGUAGGUAAAGAUGAAGACAAGAAGGUUGGAGUUACUGGUACUGGUCUGCGUCCUGAA